CUUGCGCAAUAUGUUUUGCACGGCCCUGCUUGUCAGUAGCGUCUGUUUGGUGUUUGUUGUCAUAUUUAGGGGGCGAAAGACAGAAUAAAUAGGUUUUAACCCCGAACCUGUCGCAUGAGGUUCCUGGGCGAGCCCCUCCCUGCCAUGAGAGCAGACCACCAGGUCAACAGCCCCCCCUCCUUCUGCAGUUGAUGGAUCUGCAGCUGGUCCCGAGAUGACAGACAGCGUCAGGGCCUUCCUCCAGAAUGUUGCCACGGGGAUCAAGGACUCCAUCCUGGGGAUUGGAACGAUCUCCAAGCUGGAUGCCCGCAUUCAGCAAAAACGGGAAGAGCAGCGGAGGAGAAGAGCCAGUGGAGCCCUUGCACAGAGGCGUGCACAGAGUGAGGAACGCAAGCCCGACAAUGAGCCAAAAGUAGCCAGCAGGAUUUUUCAGUGCUGUGCCUGGAAUGGAGGGGUGUUCUGGCUCAGUCUGUUUCUCUUCUACCGGGUGUUUAUCCCACUGCUGCAGACUCUCACAGCAAAAGUUAUCGGUGACCCGUCCCUUCAUGGUAGCGUGUGGUCCUGGUUAGAGUUCAUCCUGACCUCUGUCUUCAGUGCUCUCUGGGUUCUUCCCCUAUUUGUUCUCAGCAAGAUCGUCAAUGCCAUCUGGUUCCAGGACAUAGCUGACCUAGCAUUUGAAGUGUCUGGCUGCAAAGCUCAGUCGUUCCCCAGCGUCAGUAAGAUCAUCGCAGACAUGCUUUUUAACCUCCUCCUCCAGGCACUCUUCCUCAUACAGGGUAUGAUUGUUAGCCUUUUUCCCAUCGAUGCGAUUGGACAGAUGGUUAGCCUCCUCCACAUGUCUCUGCUCUACUCCCUGUAUUGCUUUGAGUAUCGUUGGUUCAACAAUGGUAUUGAGAUGCACCAACGGCUGUCCAAUAUCGAAAGGAAUUGGCCAUAUUACUUUGGCUUUGGUUUACCCAUGGCUCUGCUGACCGCCAUGCCCUCCUCAUACAUCAUCAGUGGCUGCUUGUUUUCCAUCCUCUUCCCUCUGUUCAUCAUCAGCGCAAAUGAAGCAAAGACACCAACAAAGCUGUACCACUUCCAGCUGCGUCUCUUCUCUCUGGUUGUGCUGAUCAGCAACAAGCUUUUCCACAAGACUGUCCACCUGCAGUCCUCCUUGACGUCAUCGGCCUCGUCAGAGAAGCUGUCCUCGCCCCACACCUCCCCAAACCGCCAGAGGCUGCAACCCACCCAGUGACGGGCCUACUUUCUUUAUCAAGGACAGGAACUACCGAGUGGCUUCAUUCAGUUUGGAAAAAACGAUUCUUCCAGAGAGAUUUCCAUUCAUGAAGAUGAUAUGUGAUGAAGGACACGGGUUAACAUGUUUUAUCUAAUCUCUGGGUCCUGGGUUGUUAAAAUGCUGCAUCUGCCAGACGCCUCUUCAGUUUGACACAAAAAUUGACUGACCUGUGUCACACUGAACAUGUUUAGUCUACAACUCUUUUCUUUCAAUAUGAGGUUUUGUAUAAAGUGCCAUUUGAAUGACUCUGAAUAAGUUACAGCAAAAGGCGUCAUAUCCUUUUGUUUAAGCAAAAAUGACAAAAGAAGCGUCUCUUUUUCCACUUUGAAGGGGUUUGUUUGCAUUCAGAAGCAAAGCACAGUUGUUUUACCUGCAGCACAUGUUUUCUUGGUGUUGCAAGUCACAUUUCCUCUCAGAUUGAAAGCUUUCUUGCACAUGAAUUAUGAUGUUCUUGCCGUUCCAAGAACAAACUUGUACAGCUACAAAGGGACCCCCCCACCUCCCCCGGCUGUUAAUUCUGGCGCUGCUUACACAGUUUUCAGUAGAAUUUACAAAUCAGUGCAGGAGCUGCUGAAAAAAAGGAUUAAUGGUAUUUUGUAACAGUAACCAAAUAACAGUUGCUUGUGUCGACAGAAACUUAGCUUGGUGUCUCACCCCCAACUUAAAAUCUCCCUUGCUCCACUGUCUGCUGCUGUAGUUCAUAAGGUUGCGCCCAUAUAGAAAAAGCUGUCUGAUUUGUGUAACACGAGUUAACGAUGGUGAGAUGACACUGCCAAACUGCUGCAUCAACAUUCUGCUUGCUUCACUUAAACCACUACAAUGCAAAUCUCUGUAAUAAAAGGAGUUGUGAGGUUAAAGCCUUUAUAAUCCUAUUGAAUAUGUGAUCAAGCUCCACUUCGUUCACAUUCUGUAAGGCUGAUCUCUUUUAAAUGUUCAGAAGCCCUCCGCUUCACAGCAACACCCAACCGAACUUUUCUCUUGCUCGACAGAGCUUAGUGGCUGUGGAGAGGGGGAGUGAUAAGCAACUUAUAGUGUUUGUGCAGGCCGAUGUUUGUGAGUGAGAUUUUGUAAAUGUAGCACCCCUGGUUUCAAUAAAAUUGGUCAGUAUUGAA
Cololabis saira (Pacific saury) is the source of this 2391-nucleotide messenger RNA. RefSeq names its product EI24 autophagy associated transmembrane protein (gene ei24). The record is from RefSeq and is a predicted model, not a curated record. The transcript is spliced from 11 exons. Gene Ontology annotation, biological process: macroautophagy. Gene Ontology annotation, cellular component: endoplasmic reticulum. Bases 215 to 1237 code for a protein of 340 amino acids. NCBI's taxonomy places the organism in Eukaryota, Metazoa, Chordata, Actinopteri, Beloniformes, Belonidae.